Messenger RNA from Sugiyamaella lignohabitans, 1353 nucleotides. It is a transcript of the gene KRS1, whose product is annotated as lysine--tRNA ligase KRS1. Gene Ontology annotation, molecular function: lysine-tRNA ligase activity; tRNA binding; ATP binding. The transcript has a single exon. The record is from RefSeq and is a predicted model, not a curated record. Bases 1 to 1353 code for a protein of 450 amino acids. NCBI's taxonomy places the organism in Eukaryota, Fungi, Ascomycota, Dipodascomycetes, Dipodascales, Trichomonascaceae. Gene Ontology annotation, biological process: mitochondrial lysyl-tRNA aminoacylation. Gene Ontology annotation, cellular component: cytoplasm; mitochondrion.
AUGCAAGAUUUCAAACAUAUACAGGUCGUUCUUAACUGUAGAAAGCUGCCAAGUUUUGAUGGUGAUGUGGACAAAUUCACAGAAGCGCAUAAUCUUUUUAGGAGAGGCGAUAUAAUUACAGCUACUGGCAGACCAUGGAGGACGAAAAGCGGCGAAUUUUCAAUAUUAGCAUCCGAACAAGCCAGAUUAUUAUCGCCUUGCUUACACCCUCUACCUACUGAGUUAAAUGAAGCAAAUCGUCUUCAUAACAGGGUAGUUGAUCUCUCUGUGAAUACCGAGGCUCGAGACACACUUCUUGCCCGAAGCACCAUAAUAUCCAGCGUUCGAAAGUUUUUUGAGGAGCGUGAUUUCAUCGAAGUGCAAACUCCAAUUCUGUCGAGUCACACUGGAGGGGCUACAGCCGAGCCAUUUUUGACUGAAUCACGGGCUCUGUCAAAAAAAGCUGACGAUGAGCAAGCAGAUACCAAUGCUAGCACUACAUUAUCUCUUCGAAUUGCGCCUGAACUAUGGCUUAAAAGAUUGGUGAUAUCUGGAUUUGACAAAGUUUUUGAAAUUGGUCAGUGCUUUCGAAACGAAGGAAUUGAUGCCUCUCAUAAUCCGGAAUUUACUUCAUGCGAGUUUUAUCAAUCAUAUACCUCGCUAGAACAGCUUAUCGAAAUAACUCAAAAACUGCUCCAUACAGUGGUACAAGAUGUUCAAAAAAGGCAUCCGUAUCUUAAAAGUCAGGAGUUACUUUCCACGCUUGCCCAUCAGGUUAACGACAAUAAUAAAUUACGACAAAUAGAUUUCAUCUCAGAGAUCGAAUCCCAAACUUCGAAACAGUUGCCUGUAGAUUUAGGCAAUCGAACGGAAUUACUUGCAUACUAUGACUCUAUUGGCUUGGCUUGUCCCGACUCAAAUACACCCUUGACCGCAUCAAAAUUAUUGGAUAAUCUGGCCAGUGUAUUCCUCGAACCCCAGUGCAAUGCCCCAACUUUUAUUGUGAACCAUCCUCAUGUGAUGUCUCCAUUGGCAAAGUCAACUACAAUUGAUAUCAACGGUAUACCUCGUAAAGUUUCCAGGCGUUUCGAAUUAUUUAUUAAUGGCAGAGAGUAUGCUAAUGCAUAUGAGGAGGAGAAUAGUCCGUUUGUUCAAAGGGAAAACUUUUCAAGACAAGCAUAUGACAAUCUGACCUUGAAGGAUUCCGAGUCCCCACUCCCAGACGACAGCUAUGUUUCGGCCAUGGAAUGGGGUCUUCCACCCACAGGAGGGUGGGGCAUGGGAAUCGACCGUCUUUGCAUGCUCCUCACAGGAGCCGAUAGAAUCAGCCAGGUGUUGACAUUUGGCAGUGUUAAAAGUGUAAAUUAUCAAUAA